CGGGAAGAAAGCACUCGGCCAUCUUUCUCAUUUUAGCGGUCUGGCGUAGUGGUUAGGUUUGACAUAGCGCAAUGUCCUCGCGGUACUCGCGACCUCCGAACUCUUCGCUGUUUAUUAGAAAUGUGCCUGAUGGCACUAGACCGGACGACCUGCGCAGUUUAUUUGGUAAAUAUGGACCCUUAACCGAUGUCUAUAUACCAGUGGACUACUACACUCGUAGGCCUCGGGGUUUUGCAUACGUGCAGUUUGAAGAUCUCCGGGAUGCUGAAGAUGCCAUGUAUUCACUGGACCGCACCAGGUUCUAUGGGCGUGAGCUCGAAAUUGAGUUUGCCCAGGGAGACCGCAAAACCCCAUCUGAAAUGAGGGGAAGAGAGCGGACACGCAGGACUCGCUCUCCUCAUGGGCGUCACGAGGAUCGCGGCAGGAGGCGCUCGCGCAGUCGUUCUCCGUAUGCUCGAGACAGAAGCCCCAGGCGAAGCCGCAGGCACUCUUACAGCAGGUCUCGAUCUCGUUCAAGGUCACGGGACAGGAGGAGGCAGAGUUACUCACCCCGGAGAUCAAGGUCUUACAGCAGGUCCCGAUCUCGCUCCCAGUCAUCGCAUCUUGGCAGCAAGGGCAAAAGCCGGGACAGAUCACCUUACGAGAUCAUCGAUGAAAGCCGGGGAGAAAAGUCUCGAAGCAAAUCACCGGAGUGACGACUUAGCUGCCUUGUUCCAAUGAAUUCAGUUGUGCUGGACUGUUUUCAUUAUCCACCCUCUCAAAUUAUAGUGGAAAUACUUCCAUUUCUCUAUAGCACCUCAGAUUUCACUUGUGCUGGAAACAAACUGCAAUCUUGCUUCUGCUUUAGUCCUGUCCUUCAACCUUUGCUGUCGCAUCAUUUUUUGGUAGAAGUGCAGUUUCAGUACGAGAUUUUUUUUUUCCAACAUGUUAUGUACAAAAUUUCAUUGUCCUUGGCUUACAUUCUUAUGUCAGAACAGUAUGCACACCUGUGUAAAUAUGUUGUCCCUAUUAAAGUUCAUGACAAACAA
Dermacentor andersoni is the source of this 1028-nucleotide messenger RNA. Its product is annotated as serine/arginine-rich splicing factor 12-like. Lineage: Eukaryota; Metazoa; Arthropoda; Arachnida; Ixodida; Ixodidae. The record is from RefSeq and is a predicted model, not a curated record. Gene Ontology annotation, molecular function: RNA binding.